AUGGAUAACUCUAGCGAAGCGGAUAUCUCUCUUGCGCCCAACAUCAAAGACGCCAUCGUCGGCUUCGAGCGGGGCGUCACUCUCGAGCCCGAGGACGAAUCUGAACAUGGCAUCUGGGCGGCCAACAUCGUCUCCAGCCUUGAAAGCCUAGAGAGAGACGUCGAGGCCUCCAUCGACUUGUCAGACCUACGGGCGUCACUGUCGCACGCUACUCAGCAAGUCGUCAUUCGAGCCUUGGACGUCGACCAUGAUCCGGCAACCCUACACACACGCUCCCCAAACAAGCUAGAGAAGUGCUGCCUCACGUGGAAGGUCACACCUGGCACCAUUGCCUUCUGGUUUCGCCUGGACCACGGUCGACCGUUCUUCGAUGCUCUUGCCGCUUUCGCCAACACACAUCCUCGCUGGCUAGAUGCUCUGCGCCUCGUCCGACGCUGCUCGACCGACCGUCGUGGAGCUUCUCUUAUGCAAGCCCGAGACCGUGGCAUUACUACGCAAGACCUGAACAAAGCUGCAGGCAUGAAUGCGCUGCCGCCUGAGUUGCCCAAGCAGCCAGUGAUCCAAACUCGCGAUACGAUGGUAUCCCUCGCUCUCGGCGAAGACCUUGGAGCCAACGGAAUUGGGGCCUGCGUCGAUGCUCUUCUGACGCUCAACAAAGUGAAGCCCACGUUCCACAUCUUCGACCCCCGGGAACCUUUUGAACGAUAUGCAGAGCAGGAAGUUACGGCUUGCCUUCCGGACAACUUGGUCGUUCUGCUGCGGCUGGAAUCCCGUAGCAGCUGGAUCGUCGUACAUCUCAAACGGUCUGUACCACAAGUCGACGUUUGCGAUACGGCAGAGCCCGCGACCGAGUUAGAUGUGAUCAAAGCCUGGAUUGAGCCAUGGAUCAAGGCGCGGCAGCUGGUAGAUCUUGAGCAGCCGAUAACAUACACAUCACUGCCCCGUACCGAACAACGAAUCAAGACCAGCAGCGGUAUCCUUGCUCUUGCCCUUGCAACUUUCAUCUGCACGGAGCAGAGCGAUCUGGCCCAAUUUGAUGUUGAGGUGACCCAGCGAGAUCUGCAGAAGAUUUUGUCUGGUGAUUUUGCUCAGCAACUUGGUUUACAGGACGGAAUUCCCAAUCAGGCACAGAAAGAAUCAGACCUGGCCAUCGGCAAUCCGAGUUCCCAGAACGCCGUCGCCAGACUUGUCGGUGCAGCUUGUCCCGGCCUCCGGCCACUCCUCAACACUGUUCAGUCGACUCUGAAGCACAAGAGCGAAGUUGUUGGCGAUGCACUAAAACAAAUCAACGAGGAUAUUGUGCGCAACUUGGGAUGUAGCCCAACUGAGUUGUCUGUCAAGAUCAACGCACUUGAGACAAUUAUCACGAGAGAGUUGGCAGAGGAUACAACCCUUCUUUUGAAGCAGCGCGCAGCCGAUAGUGACGUUGCCUUCUUUGAGGGUAUUGUGGACAAAACAUCAGCCGUAACCGAGCACACUUCAGCGGAGAGGCAAAAGUGGAUCGCAGAGACAGAGAAGAGUCUAGUCAACGCGAAGGCGCUUCAAGAAUCACUAAAAGUCGAGAUCGAGGGUCGAAGGGGAGACUUUCGCCGAAACAAAGUCUUGUUGGAGACUGGCUGGGCAUAUCACACGCUUGUAGCGGACCUGAACGCCACCCAGGUCUACACGAAGCAAGCUCUUGACAGUAUUUCAGCGUUGGUCUAG
Colletotrichum chrysophilum is the source of this 1704-nucleotide messenger RNA. RefSeq lists its product as uncharacterized. The coding region runs from base 1 to 1704 and encodes 567 amino acids. The transcript has 3 exons. Lineage: Eukaryota; Fungi; Ascomycota; Sordariomycetes; Glomerellales; Glomerellaceae. The record is from RefSeq and is a predicted model, not a curated record.